Messenger RNA from Dovyalis caffra, 801 nucleotides. The record is from the annotation of a GenBank genome assembly. NCBI's taxonomy places the organism in Eukaryota, Viridiplantae, Streptophyta, Magnoliopsida, Malpighiales, Salicaceae.
AUGGUGAAAGCAGCCUUGGUAGAUAAAAAUGGACUCAGGAAAGGUGCAUGGAGUGAAGAAGAAGAUACUAAGUUGAGAGUUUAUGUUCAGAAAUUUGGCCACUGGAAUUGGCGACAACUUCCCAAGUUUGCCGGUUUAUCAAGGUGCGGCAAGAGUUGCAGAUUAAGAUGGAUGAACUAUCUCCGGCCGGACGUAAAGCGUGGAAAUUUCUCAGAAGAAGAGGAUAAUUUGAUAAUUCAAAUGCAUGAAGAACUUGGAAAUAAAUGGUGUGUUAUUGCUGGGAAAUUACCUGGAAGAACAGACAAUGAAAUUAAAAAUCACUGGCAUACCAACUUGAGCAAGAGAGUGAAGCAAAACCAAUCAGUUUCUUCUGAGUUGAUGAAUAAAGAGAAGAGUACUGAAACUUCACAAACUUCACAAUCUGAAGUUAGUGAGACUGAAAAGUCUGAAACUGAAAGUGUUUCUGUCAAUACUCCCUCUGAAUCUGGUCAUCGCCCAAAAACUGUGGAGAACUUUCCUUCAUCUCAUGAAAUAUCUUGCAUUGAGUUCUCCUCCAUGAGUAACGAUUCUAUGUCAGGCGUGAAUGGUGUUGCAGAAGAAUGUUUCUCUUCAUCAAUGGAAAUAUUUCAAGAUUUCUGGAACCAGCCAUUUUUGGCAGACAAUAAUUGCAACCAAGAUGGUUAUGAUUCAAUGUUCUUGACAGAAGAAGGAUUAAUGUCUUCCUAUGCUUCCAACUAUGGUGAUGAUGGCAUAGAUUGGAUCCAGCAAGCGAUGCAGGAAAUCGAAGAUAGUACUUCUUAA